AUGCUCCCACGACCUAUAAAUUCUUCGAGCGCUGGUUCCAGCUCUAAAUACAGGCGGAGAAAUAUUAUACGCAGUUUGAGCUAUAAAUUCAACUUUGAUCUAGCCCUCCUCCAGCUCUUCUAUUUGACGAUAUCCCCGAGGAGGUUUUACCGCCAGCUAUACUAUCAUAAGCAGACUAAGAACAGAUGGGCGAGAGACGAUCCAACAAUAGCUGUCAUCAUAGCUGCUACACUCGCAGUCAGCGGUCUUGGCUGGUCCCUUUCCCUGCAUUUGGGCUGGCGAGGGUUGUUGAAGCUGUUGUUCAGGAUGCUACUAGUCGACUAUGUGCUCAUUGGUGGGCUUAUAUCCACGUGUUUCUGGCUCUUCGCUAACAAGUUCUUGACCCAAACGCCCACCUAUACCACUACCAAUUCCCAGUCCAUAGAAUUCAGGUACGCGGUCGAUGUCCACACCAAUGGCUAUUUCGUCAUUGUCCUCAUCAUAUACCUCAUCCAGCUUUUUCUCUACCCGCUGCUAGUGAAGGAUGAGUGGAUCUGUACCUUGUUCGGAAACACGCUGUAUGUCGUCGCGUUAUUGCACUACGUACACGUUACGUACCUCGGCUACGCUGCCUUGCCGAGUGUGAACAACAGCGAGCUUAUUCUUUUUCUCGCCUCAGUCAUUAUCGUACUCUACUUAGCGUCUCUCGUUGGCUUCAACGUCUCGAGAGCGUGUCUUUCGUGGUACUUUGGGAUGGAUUUCUGA
Messenger RNA from Wallemia ichthyophaga EXF-994, 744 nucleotides. Its product is annotated as Protein unc-50-like protein. The transcript is spliced from 3 exons. Bases 1 to 744 code for a protein of 247 amino acids. Gene Ontology annotation, cellular component: Golgi membrane. NCBI's taxonomy places the organism in Eukaryota, Fungi, Basidiomycota, Wallemiomycetes, Wallemiales, Wallemiaceae. The record is from RefSeq and is a predicted model, not a curated record.